Theobroma umbraticum is the source of this 1830-nucleotide messenger RNA. RefSeq names its product Myb domain protein. The record is from RefSeq and is a predicted model, not a curated record. NCBI's taxonomy places the organism in Eukaryota, Viridiplantae, Streptophyta, Magnoliopsida, Malvales, Malvaceae.
UGUCUCAAACAAGGGAGGUGGCCAUUUUUAUAAUUAGUAACCCUUCAUGCUUUACACCCAUCAAUUUUAAUGCUUUUUCCCAAUUCAAUCAUGAAUCUCCCUGCUUCAACAACAUGCUGCUCUUCCUUUCUUUUUUAAAAUGUCUGAAUGAGCUGGCAUAGCAUCUUUAUCUCGGACUGCAAGUUCCUUUUAAGCACUCUUUGGAUUUUCUAGCCUCUAACUUUCAAGGGAUCACUCUCGUUUUUGUUUUGUCUGAAGUUGAUCAAUCUUAGAAAUGGGAAGACAACCUUGCUGUGAUAAGGUUGGAUUAAAGCGCGGUCCAUGGACGAUAGAGGAAGAUCAUAAGCUGAUGAACUUUAUACUCAACAAUGGUAUUCAUUGCUGGCGAACGGUUCCAAAGCUUGCAGGUCUGUUAAGAUGUGGAAAAAGUUGCAGAUUAAGAUGGAUAAAUUAUCUCAGACCAGACCUUAAGAGAGGGGCUUUCACAGAAUCAGAAGAGGAUCAGAUUAUUCAACUUCAUGCGCGUCUUGGAAACAGGUGGUCCAAGAUUGCUUCACAUUUUCCUGGUCGUACAGAUAACGAAAUCAAGAACCAUUGGAAUACUCGAAUCAAGAAGAAGUUAAAGCUCCUUGGUCUAGACCCUGUGACACACAAGCCUAUUGAGAAGGCAGAGAAAACUGAUGGUAAAAAUACGAUGACCUCAAACUCUAAUUCAUCUAACAAACAAGAAGCAAGCUUCGAGUCAAAGUCAGAGGAUGAUCAUGCCAUCACAGUUUCUACAAGCAGAGAUGAGACAGGAGAAGAAAGUCAAGUAAUUUUUGAUGAAACAAACGAUCUAUUAAACAACUACCAAAUGUUGUGUGGAAGCUUUGAUUUGGAGUCAUGGCUGAACCAAGAUACAAAUACCUCUUCCUCUUACACAUCUUCAUUCUCAGUGGAAGAAUCCAACAAUCCUUCAAUGGCAUGGCCCAGAUCCAAAGACAGUUCCAGCUGUACAAGAAAGUGUGAGCACUUCGAAGAAAACAGUGUCAGCUUAGCUCAAGCUAUGCAGAGGGCAAUUCCAAGGAUACACACUAUCGUUGCAACUCCACGCCUUAAAUGCUUCUCUCUUAACGCACCCAGGAUAGUAGAGGUAGAAUAUGCAAAUGGCAGCAAGUUUUGUUUGUCAGCUGAGUUUUUGAGAGUUUAUAGCCCAGCUGCUGAUGGCAAGAUUAGGUCAAUUGGAGGUGAAAAGGUGAUAUCUGGGCGGCGCCAUGUGGGGAUAAUGUCUGCUGAACCAGUAGGAAACUAUGGUGUAAGGAUAGUUUUUGAUGAUUUGCAUAAAACCGGGAUUUAUUCUUGGGACUAUUUCUAUAAUCUUGGGACCAACAAAUUUACCCUCAUUCGAAAUUAUAUCAAAACACUGAAGAAGCACGGACUUAGCCGGGAUCCACCCAAGAGAAAGUGAUUGAAAGACUUCUGAUUUUCUGAGUUAGCCCCUCAAGAGCACCGAGUCAACCUUGAUCCUAUCAAGAUGUUGCCAUUGAAGAAAGUCAGUGGUCAAUCUGGAAGUACAUGUUGCAAUUGAAGUUAGUUGAAGAACAGCUUAAGAGCUGUGAUUUGAAUUAUUCUAUUUAUAUUUUGUUAAGUCAGUUGUGUGUUUGUGAGAUGCACAUGCUCCUUUUAAUGGUGGCAAUCAUUGUAACUAUUUUACCCCUUAGGCUGUUAGUACUAGUGUUUGAUUGUUUCAACUUUGUAAACUAACUGGAAAAUCAGUUAGCACGUUGGGAUAUCUGCUUGUAUUGAAAUCAAUAAAAUUACACAGAAAAUUUUAAUAUUAAAUGAUAUUCA